Coniosporium apollinis CBS 100218 is the source of this 1743-nucleotide messenger RNA. RefSeq lists its product as uncharacterized. The transcript has 3 exons. The coding region runs from base 1 to 1743 and encodes 580 amino acids. NCBI's taxonomy places the organism in Eukaryota, Fungi, Ascomycota, Dothideomycetes. The record is from RefSeq and is a predicted model, not a curated record.
AUGCCCUCACUCGAUGGAGCCCCCGCCGACAUCUCCUCCGCGAAGCUGAUCUUCGACGACCGGUUGUAUGAGCAGGAAGUUCUCGGCUUGAAAGAAGGACAGACGGAGGAGAAGCUACAGGAUGAGAUCGCAGCGGAAGCCAGACAGCUCGGCAUAGAGCCAUACCUACUUCAUGGCGUCGCACACACCUCCAAACCGGCAUCUACCGUCACCAUCUCCAGCGAGCACCGAAGCUCCGUCUCUCUCGAGUCGCGCGGCUCCCACUCUACUGAAUUCACCUCCGAUCCCUCCCGCAGCUCCAAGGACCAGGCCGAUCGUCCGCCGUCUUUCACCAACAGCCAGCGCCAGCGGCCAUGGGCUCCCGACGCCAAGGAAGAAGACGCCAGGACGUCCAGCCGGCCGACAGUCCGCUACUCUUACUCCUACUCCGAACCCCAAACUGCCUCUGAGUCCACCUUCUCGCUCUCCUCAGCGCUAUCAGGCCGUUCCUUAAGCACGAAGCGCAAGCGCGGCACAAGCAUCCUCUCCAUGUUCCGCAAGCAGCCCUGUGACUGCAACUACUGCCCCCAGCUCUCCCACCACCCCCGCCAGACCUACAAGCUCGAAUGCGGGCACUCCCUCUGCAGAAUCUCCAUCCGCCAGCGCGCCCACGACGCAACCGAGGAUCCGACGAAAUGGCCCCCAACGUGCUGCGACAAGCCGAUCCCGGACUCGAUCCUCGGCUCCGCGCUCAAGGGCGAGGAUCUCGCCAGCGCGCUGCGGCGCAUGGCGCUCGCGGAUGGCCUCACUAACGGCACGAACAGCGCCAGCGGUACGGCGUCCGCGCGGAACGUGUCUGCGUCGCCUAGUAGUCGAAACACGCGGUCGCGACCCGUGACGGCGUCGUCGGCGGAAGAGGCGCCGCUGUCGCAUCGGCAGGAGGAGGAGAGCGAGGACUUGGCAAGGGCGACGGCGGAGCCGACGUUUCGGGCGCUACGGGCGCAGCAGGAGCAGGAGUAUGAGCGGCUCGUCGCGUUUGAGCAGAAGCAGCGGAAGGCGCUGGCGGGGUAUCAGGCGUGGUCGAGGCGGGAGUUGGCUGGACGACACGAUGAGCGGGAAGAGGAGCUGAGUAAAAAGCACACCGAAGCGCUCGAACGCCUCGAGGAAAAGCAGGUCGCCGCAGAGCUCGACCUACGCGCCGCGCACAGAGAGGAGCAACAAAACGCCGACACGGCGCUCAAGUACAUGGAAGCCUACGUGAACGGCUCCUCCGCCGCGGAGAAGCGGCACAUCGUCACCGCGGAAGACAAGGCGCGCCUCGCGUCCCAGCGCGCCUUGAAGCUGAAACUCGACGCACGGCACGAGAGCGCCAUCAGCGUGCUGCGCGCGAAACAGGAGCGCGAUUCGAAGGCGAAGUUGCAGAAGAUGCAGGCGGAGAGGGAGCAGCUAGAGGCGGAGGCGGAAAAAGAGGAGAAGGCGCUCAAGGAAGAGCAGUGUGAGGAGAGCCACCGGCUCGCGAUGCUGGCGCGCUCGAGGAGGAGGAGAGUGGCUGCAAGAUGGGACCUCAGGAUGGAGGUGUGGAAGGCGGAGCUGGAGAGGGAGAAGGGCGGGGCGUUUCAUAGGCCCUUGCCGGGUGUGCCGUGGCCGCUGCCGGUGGGCGAGACGAUGGAUCAGUCUGCGCUGGGGGGACGGAGCGCGCUGGAUGAGUAUGAGCGCUUGGCUGGUGCUUGUGAGGAAUGGGGAGGCUCGAGCGGGGCGCAGUAG